AAAAGACAGGGACAGAGAGAAAGAUGAGCCCCAGAUGAAGAAAGCAAAAAAGGAAAGUGAAGAUGUGGAAGAGGAGGAAAAUAGGGAGAAGGAGAAUAGUGAAAAACUUGACAGUGAGCAGGGCAAAUGCAAAAAGGUGGAAGAAGAGCGUGAAGUUAAGAAAGAACAUGUCGAUAAAGAAGACCCUGAGAAAAAGAGAAAACCAAAAAAGAAAACAUCAAAAGAAAAGAAACCAGAGAAAGGAACUGAGGAUAAAAAUGAGUGCCCAGUGAAUAAAGAUGGAAUGAAGCAUAAACUUAAAAAGAAAGAUAAAUUGGCCAGUAGAAAAAGUUCCAGAAAAGGGAAAAGUAAAAAUGAAGAGAAAUCUGAGAGAAGUGACAAAGACCAAAAAGAGGAUGAAGGAGCAAGCAAAUGGAAAUGGUGGGAAGAGGAGAAGAGGGAAGAUGGUGUGAAAUGGAAGCAGCUGGAACACAGAGGGCCAUAUUUUGCACCUUUAUAUGAGCCCCUUCCAGAUCAUGUUCACUUUUAUUAUAAUGGAAAGCCCAUGAAAUUGAGUCUAGUAACUGAAGAGAUUGCCACUUUUUAUGGGAAAAUGCUGGACCAUGAGUACACCACCAAGGAUAUCUUUCAAAAUAAUUUCUUCAGUGACUGGAGAAAGGAAAUGACUCCAGAAGAGCAGAAAACAAUAAAAUGCCUAGAGGAGUGUGACUUCACAGAGAUCCACAAGUAUUUUGUAGACAAAAACGAAGCUCGUAAAGCCUUGCCGAAGGAGGAGAAACAAAAGCUAAAAGAAGAGGCAGAAAAACUUCAAGAAGAAUUUGGCUAUUGUAUUUUGGAUGGCCACCGAGAGAAAAUAGGCAAUUUCAAGACCGAGCCACCGGGAUUAUUCCGGGGUCGUGGGGACCAUCCGAAAAUGGGGUUGUUGAAGAAGAGAAUAAUGCCAGAAGAUGUAAUCAUAAACUGCAGCAAGGACUCUAAAAUUCCUGAGCCACCAUCGGGUCACAAGUGGAAGGAAGUGCGCUUUGACAAUACAGUCACCUGGCUGGCAUCAUGGACUGAAAAUAUCCAGAAUUCCAUCAAGUACAUUAUGUUGAAUCCUAGCUCCAAACUCAAGGGGGAGAAGGACUGGCAAAAAUACGAACUGGCCCGGCGUCUGAAAGGAGUAGUGGAUAAGAUCCGGGCUCAGUAUCGGGCUGACUGGAAGUCAAAGGAAAUGAAGAAACGACAAAGAGCAGUGGCCCUUUACUUCAUUGAUAAGCUGGCCUUGAGAGCCGGUAACGAAAAAGAAGAAGGAGAAACAGCCGACACCGUCGGGUGCUGUUCACUGCGCGUUGAGCAUAUCCAGCUGCACCGAGAAAUGGAUGGGCAGGAGCACGUUGUCGAGUUUGACUUCCUUGGCAAAGACUCCAUUCGCUAUUACAACAAAGUUCCUGUGGAGAAACAGGUGUAUAAGAACCUGCGGUUAUUCAUGCAGAACAAAGAUCCAGGGGAUGAUCUAUUUGAUCGACUCAGUACGACCAGCCUGAACAAACAUCUUCAGGACCUGAUGGACGGCUUGACGGCCAAAGUGUUCCGGACCUACAACGCCUCCAUCACACUACAAGAGCAACUGAAAGCUCUCACCGACGCCGAAGACAAUGUAGCUGCGAAAAUUUUGUCGUACAACAGAGCCAACCGAGCUGUGGCCAUUCUCUGCAACCAUCAGCGGGCUACUCCAAAGACCUUUGAGAAGUCUAUGCAGAAUCUGCAGGCGAAGAUUGACGCUAAGAAGGAGCAGCUGGACGAAGCAGUAACUGAGCUCAAAAGAGCAAAAGCUGACCACAAAGCCAAGAAGGAUAUCAAGUCUAAAAGUAACCUGGAGAAGAAAAAGAAGCUUCUCCAGAAAAUAGAAGAACAGCUGAUGAAGCUGAGUGUACAAGCUACAGAUAAAGAGGAGAACAAACAGAUUGCACUGGGCACGUCCAAACUCAACUACCUUGAUCCCAGGAUUAGCGUAGCAUGGUGUAAGAAGUUCGGGGUGCCCAUUGAGAAGAUUUAUAAUAAGACUCAGAGAGAGAAGUUUGCCUGGGCAAUUGACAUGGCGGAUGAAGAUUUCGAGUUCUAAGCACGUAUCUACCAACAAACAGAUGUUUUUCUGUAUAUUUUGGAAGGUUAUUUUUUGAUAUUUUUACCUCUUUCACGUAGAAUUUAAAAAUAUUGAUAAAGGAUUUUUCUGUGUGUGAGACAAGGAAUAUAGUCAGGUUUUGAUUAAAUAUUUAUAUAUAGGUCUGAAAGGUGGCACAGGUUUCCCUCAUUUCUAUAACUGCAGUGUCAGAAUUUUUUCCCAGCCCAGAGGAGACAGGAAGUUUAAUUGUGAACAACCCAGACUUUGGCAGUUCUUCCCCUUCAUCCUUGUCAGAGUAAAAUUGAAAUUCUUGGAAAUUCUGAAGGUGAAAACACAAAUUGGUCUUAAUGCAGCCAAACAACUGAAGAUGUACAGAGAUGCGCCUUCUGACACUGAAGAAAAUAGGGCAACUGAGAAAUUUGGAGUUUUAAAUUGUUUUUCGUCGAUAAAGUUUUCAUAAUGUCCACAAGUAGAGCUGAUGUAUUUUCCAUGGGGGUGGAAAAGGGUCCUAGUAAAAGGCAGGAGAAAGAUUCAGUUAUGGAGAAGUUGCUGCUGAAGGCUAGGCAAAGAUCUUCCAGCAAAAACCACAUUGUAUGACUUUGCGAUUUGGGGAAGACAAAGCUCGAAGAUUUCUGGGAAAGGAGAUGUUAGUUUUUCAGAGUCUCACUGAAAAGUGCUGAACUUUGAGAAAGGGUGUUGGACUAGAGCAGGCUAUUCAGGAAAUUUUGCAAUUCUAGGAGGGGGUUUCCACUGUAAAGUAGCAUUGUGCUACACAGUUAUCUUGGGUGUGGGAUUCUAGUUAAGCUGCUACUUAGAUUGAGGUAAAUGGAUAAACAGCAGUGAGCCUAGGCAAAACCAGUAGAUCCAAGAAGAGACACAGUGAAAAUUAGCUUGAAAUCAAAUUGCUCUUUUUGCAUUGGCAUUUAUUUGGCUCCCAGUGAAAGUUUUUUUCACCUUUUUUUGAGUGUUUUUGUAAGGAAGUUCCGUUGGUUAGUUGAAGAGAAUACAUUUUAACUGACUCCAAGAAAAAAGUUUUGCAUGGCUCAGCAGCUGUCAAGUUCAUUCCUUUUCUUUUGGGGGCAGCAUUUUCUAUGGUAUAAUGGUACUGUUUUCAAGUUCAGUUUUCUUUACAUUUGAAUCACAAUUCAAUAAAAUCAACGUAUUUUUGUGUACUGUA
Ornithorhynchus anatinus (platypus) is the source of this 3281-nucleotide messenger RNA. RefSeq names its product DNA topoisomerase I mitochondrial (gene TOP1MT). Gene Ontology annotation, cellular component: mitochondrial nucleoid; chromosome. The coding region runs from base 35 to 2104 and encodes 689 amino acids. Gene Ontology annotation, molecular function: DNA topoisomerase type I (single strand cut, ATP-independent) activity; DNA binding. Gene Ontology annotation, biological process: DNA replication; DNA topological change. The transcript is spliced from 14 exons. The record is from RefSeq and is a predicted model, not a curated record. NCBI's taxonomy places the organism in Eukaryota, Metazoa, Chordata, Mammalia, Monotremata, Ornithorhynchidae.